AUGUCUUCUCCCCUCAAACGGAUCCUCAUAAUCGGCGCCUCCGGAAACCUAGGCAGUCUGAUCCUGCACCACCUUUCCUCCUCACCCUUUGAGUUUACCAUCAUCGUCCUCUCAAGAGCAUCAUCUACCGCCCAAUUUCCAGCGGGGAUCCAAGUCCGCCGCGUCUCCGACGACUAUCCUCUGGCAGAACUAAUCGAGGCAUUUCGGGACAUCGACGCCGUGAUAUCUUCUAUUUCCAUGGCCGGAAUGCACCACCAAUACAAAUUCAUUGACGCGGCGAUCGCGGCCGGAGUACGACGGUAUUUUCCCACAGAGUUUGGUCUCGAUGAUCUGCCGGACUGGUUGAUUGAGUUGAGGCCGAUGUUUCGGAUUAAGCAUGAUGUGAGGGAUUAUCUUGUUGCGAAACAGAAGACGGCGGAGUCGACGAAGUCGACGGAGCCGUCAGCGUCUGCGGCUUUAGAAUACACCUUGAUCGUAUGCAACGUCUUCUUCGAAAUGGGAGUCCUAUCCGGCUUUUUCGGGCUCGACUGGUCCACCAAAACAGCCACGUUGAUUGAUGGCGGAACAACAAAAUGGGUGGCCACGACGCUCGACACGGUCGCGAUCGCUGUGGUUCGCGCUCUCGAAAGACCAGAGGCCACAAAAAACAAGUUGUUGCUUGUCCAGGAUUUUCGGACGAGUCAGCGCGAGAUAUUGGAUGGUGUGGAGAAACGAACGGGAACGAAAUGGAAAGUUAGAAAUGUCGAGUAUGGGCCGUGGCUGGAGGAGGCAAAGGAGCUGGUUAGAAAAGGUGAGGACUUACAGAGGGCGUUGCCCAUGUUGACUUUUGCUACUGUUGUUACGGGGAGUGAGUGGGAGGGGAAAAGACCAGAGUUUGCGAAUGGAAUUUUGGAUUUGAAGCCGAAGUCGUUUGAUGAGGCUUUGGAUGGUGCGCUCAAGGGGGUUGUUUGA
This is a messenger RNA of Exophiala dermatitidis NIH/UT8656, 951 nucleotides long. Its product is annotated as NmrA-like family protein. The transcript has a single exon. Gene Ontology annotation, molecular function: oxidoreductase activity. The record is from RefSeq and is a predicted model, not a curated record. Lineage: Eukaryota; Fungi; Ascomycota; Eurotiomycetes; Chaetothyriales; Herpotrichiellaceae. The coding region runs from base 1 to 951 and encodes 316 amino acids.